AUUCAACCGUCCCGCGAAAUGAGGAUUUCCUCGGCUUGGCUUUUCGUUUUGGUUAUCUGCAUUAUUCAAAAGCAGGCCUACUUAGCCUUAUUUCUGUUCCCAACCUGCGGAAUAUCCUAUGAGUCACUUUUCUCCUCCAGAAUUUUUGGCGGAAGGGAAGCCGUAAUUAAAUCGGCGCCAUUUAUGGCGUAUUUGUUCUACCAAUCCAAACUUUAUUGUGGCGGAACGAUUAUCAGUCAGAGGCACGUAUUGACAGCUGCUCACUGCAUCAGAUCACAUUUAAAGGUGCGUCUGGGGGAGCACGAUAGAAGAACGAAUCCCGACUGUCAGGGGAUAAGUUGCAGUCCGCCCGUCGAGGACUUCGAGAUUCAAAAGGCCACAAAGCAUCGAUCCUUUUCUAGGAACCUAGUCCACGACAUUGCUCUGCUCAAGCUGAACAGGAAUAUUGUUUUUAACAUUCACAUCCAGCCAAUCUGCCUGCUCCUUAAUCCGGCGGCAGCGCCCCACGUGACCGAGUUCCAGGCCUACGGAUGGGGCAGAACCGACACCAACUACUCCUCCAAUGUGCUCCAGACCACGAGACUAACCAACUACGAACAUGGCUACUGCCGCUCGGUGCUCCCACUGCCGGUUACGCAAAACCAGCUGUGCGUCGGCUUCCAGGGAACGGACACCUGCUCCGGCGACUCCGGAGGACCCCUGGUGGUCAAGGUGGUAUACGACGGAGUGGCCCGCCACCUGCAGGUGGGCAUCGUUAGCUACGGCGAGGAUCGGUGCCACAGUCCGGGGGUCUACACAUACGUGCCAAACUACAUUGAUUGGAUUCGAUAUGUUAUACGCGCAAGUUCAGUAGCAACGUGUUCGUCACGCGAGAUGGGGACCACCUCGGCUUGGACUCUUAUUGGACUCUUUCUGAUACUCCAUCUGCAUGCGCUGGAUGGCUAUUUCCUGAACCCGUUAUGCGGGGUAUCCUACCCGCCUUCGGUGAGCUCGAGGAUCACCAACGGUAGGGAAGCCGUACUCCGAUCGGCUCCGUUUAUGGCCUACUUGUAUGUGAACUCUUAUCUUCAUUGUGGAGGAUCGAUCAUCAGUUCAAGAUACGUUCUAACGGCCGCCCAUUGCAUAGUGAAUCAGAUAAAGGUGCGGCUGGGAGAACACGACGUGACCACGAAUCCCGAUUGUCAGGGAAUGAGUUGCUCUCCCCCCUCUCAGGUUUACGAUAUCUCACUCGCCAUAAUGCACCGACUUUUCAGUAAUUCAACCCUUGCCCACGAUAUCGCUUUGCUGAAACUGAGCAGAACCAUCGAGUUUGAUGCGCAUAUUCAGCCGGUCUGUUUGGCCCUUAGCCCAGCGACUACCGCCAACUUGCGAGAGUUCCAGGCCUUCGGAUGGGGCAGGUUCAACCAGCGUCACUACCCGACCAAGCUUCAGACCACGAUGCUAACUCGAAUGGACAACAGCUACUGUCGCAGGGCGGUCAACAUGCCAAUGACCAACAACCAGAUUUGCGCGGGCUUCGAGGGAACGGACUCCUGUAAGGGAGACUCCGGUGGUCCGCUGGUGGCCAAAGUGAACUUCGACGGAGUCAAUCGAUACCUCCAGCUGGGCAUCGUGAGUUUCGGACCCGACUAUUGCAUGAGUCCGGGAGCCUACACUUAUGUGCCGAACUACAUCGAUUGGAUCAGGCAGAAGAUGCGGAUAAAUGGAAAUUAAUAACCUCAAUUCUUGUCUGACAUUAAUAUUAUC
Messenger RNA from Drosophila ficusphila, 1746 nucleotides. Its product is annotated as transmembrane protease serine 9-like. Lineage: Eukaryota; Metazoa; Arthropoda; Insecta; Diptera; Drosophilidae. The coding region runs from base 19 to 1713 and encodes 564 amino acids. Gene Ontology annotation, biological process: proteolysis. The record is from RefSeq and is a predicted model, not a curated record. The transcript has 8 exons. Gene Ontology annotation, molecular function: serine-type endopeptidase activity.